Messenger RNA from Etheostoma spectabile (orangethroat darter), 933 nucleotides. RefSeq names its product type-2 ice-structuring protein. Lineage: Eukaryota; Metazoa; Chordata; Actinopteri; Perciformes; Percidae. The record is from RefSeq and is a predicted model, not a curated record. The transcript is spliced from 7 exons. Bases 157 to 708 code for a protein of 183 amino acids.
AUUUGUUCAAAGCAAACCUAGAUAGAUAUUUCACUGUAUAUAAGAGCUGGUGUUUCUCUUGUUCAUCACCUCCACACAGGAACACUAUAGCUGACCCUGGGACGGAAGACAAUAAUCCUGCAGAAGAUCAUUUUUACCAUUUGUAUCAUCUCGACCAUGAAGAUGCUGACUGGGUCUCUACUGGUCUGUGCCAUGAUGGCUCUGACCACAGCUGCUGCUGUUCCAGAAGCAGAGGCGCCUGAGAAGGCAGGACGACCCCUUGAGGAAUGGAAAAGGCUCAUCGUGGUCAAGAGGUCUACAUCUUGUCCAAGCGGUUGGACUGGCUACAACGGUCGCUGUUUCCUUUACGUUCCAACACCCAUGACUUGGGCGGAUGCUGAGAAAAACUGCCUGUACCAUGGUGGAAACCUCGCCUCAGUGCACGGCUUCGAUGAGCAUCACGUGAUUCAGAGCAUGAUACAGCGGAUCACUCACAUGUAUCCACUCACAUGGCUCGGAGGCUCCGAUGCACAACAGGAGGGUUCCUGGUUCUGGAGUGAUGGUACACCUUUUAAGUUCAACUACUGGUCUCCAAGACAGCCUGAUAAUCAAGCGAAUGCUGACUGUCUGUUGAUGAACUUUGGAGAUCAGAAGAAAUUUGACGAUCAGCCUUGUCAUUACCACAUGCCGUUCGUCUGUGCUAAAAAGCAAGAAAAUGUAGUUGGAUAACAGAGAAACAUGCAUUACCCAUCACAACCACAGGAGUUGGAGUUGGGUAGAUUUGCAAUUGUAUCUGUGUCUUUAUCAUCUGUAGCCUUGUGAAUCUACUAAUCCAUACCUUUUUUCUGACUUUUUGCAUUACUUAAAGAACGUAGCCUUUUAGGCAUUUUAUUCUGAAAACCAAACUGUUUUUCUUGUCUGAAAACAAAUUAAACGGCUCAAGUGUUGAAAAAA